Pseudomassariella vexata is the source of this 368-nucleotide messenger RNA. RefSeq lists its product as uncharacterized. The record is from RefSeq and is a predicted model, not a curated record. The annotation marks the transcript as partial. The transcript is spliced from 2 exons. Lineage: Eukaryota; Fungi; Ascomycota; Sordariomycetes; Amphisphaeriales; Pseudomassariaceae.
UAUACCGAUAUACCUAUCUUACGUUUAAGCUCCGUAUACGUUAUUCUAAGAUCCCGGCGGUAUAAAACGACUAUAUGUCUCUUAUCUCUAGCGCUUAACUUUCUAGGGGUACCGGUCCGCUUUAUCGUAGCUAUAGUUUUCGGCCUUAACGUGCCGAACGCGUCUACUACCUCCUUCCGACUUAUACUACUUGCCCUAGCGGCUACAAUAGCGGCUCUAGCUUCUAGGCUGAGUUCGCAAUUCGCGCCGCGAUUACAGCUUAUUUCUAUAGCAAAAGCUCGAAAAUCUAUUAUAAAUUAGGAUUAUAAUAGCUAGUUGAAAUCAAUAGCUGAUAUUGUUGUUAUUUUGAUUGCUAAAUUGGGGUGUAG